GCCGCGGAGGCCGGGGGCGCAGAGACCCGGGACCAGCAGGACGCCGCGCUGCCAGAAGCGCUCCCAGUGGAAGAUACAGAAGAAAAACCCAAACCACACACCGCAAAGGAAGAGCCGGACAGGCUACCCACCGGUGUGAAACCCCGACAGCAGCCGAGUGCCUUAUUUGCCAGAGGAGACAGGAAAGCAGUCAGAAGUCCCCAAAGGUCAUUGAGUAAAAUAAAAGAAAACAAGCACCCAUUUGCUCUUUAUGGCUGGGGAGAAAGACAGACAGACACUGGGAGCCAGAAGACCCACAAUGUCUGUGCGUCUGCCUCUGUGCACGAGAUUCAUGAGUCAGCGUUACGAGCCAAGAGCAGAAGACAGGUGGAGAAGCGGCGACUGGCUGCGCAGCGGCAGCGUGCCCACUCAGUGGACGUGGAGAAGAAUAGGAAGAUCAAGGCCUCCACGGGGUCCUCAGCAGACAACCCCUGGGUGACCGAGUACAUGCGGUGCUACUCGGCCAGAGCAUAGAUAAGAAGACAAGAACUAUUAAACCAGGGUGGACACAGGUUGAAGAAACCAACUGGUGUUAUGCAAGGCUUGGCUUAGGGAAUUUACAAAAGAGUAUUCUAUUUUGAUGAAUUUUGGUCACCUACCUCAGCAGUAGGGCAGACAGUUGAAGCCAUAGACAUUGGGUUAUUUAUGAAGAUGAGUCCCUAAAUCUCUGAUAUUCUUGUGAGUUUUGUUUUAAAGCAUCUUAAUCUUUUAAUACACUGACACCAAAUGCCUUUAACCGGCUACAGAUGCUUACCAUCCCACAUCUCCAUAAGGAAGAGGGAGCCCGUUAUCGUCCCCUUCCCAGUUACUUCAGAUGCCACGAUAGUAAGAUCAUUCCAUCCUGCGACGUAAGACUCAUUUUUACUUACUUCAGUAUACUUUGCAAAAAAGUAUCAAAGCAUUUGUAAUGAAGCUGAAACUUUGGUAGAUCCUGAGAAGUCAACUUGUGUUUUAACUCACAUCACUUUCAUGUAGGUUGUGAUAUUUAAAAAUUGUCUGGGCUGGGUGAGGGUCACUUAUUCUCUUUAUAUUAUCAUCUAGGCACUUAAUAGUAUAAUAGUUCAGAUACAUUCCAGUAAGUGAGUGGCAGUGCAAUCUGUGUAUAGAGUAGUAAUGAAGCUUCUUUUGAUUCAAAGAGUGUCACAUUUUCUUAAUUGCAAGAUGUCUUUUUAGAACACAUAAGGUACAGUCUGGUCUUUUGGCAUGCACCCACUUGUGGACUGUUGCCUCUUCUGUAGUAGCUGGCCGUGACAUUGGGAAUUUAAAAUCUGAAGUUACAUAUAAUGCCCUGAGAUUGUUUGGUCCAUGGGGGGCAGAUAGUAGGACACCUGUUAGGGAUGUUGUUCACCUCCACCCGACCCCCUUGCUGUUUCUACUUUUUCUUCUACAGAACUCAACAAAGUCCUAAUGAUGUACAAUACUCAUACUUUAGGUUGAAUACAUUACUAUCGAUUCCUGGCUGGUAGAGCUUAGUUACACCUUGAUGAGAGAGUGGUGCAGUAUGUAAAUAGUGCUUCUUCCCUUUAGUACAGCUUUUAGGGUAGAAAAAUGGUUUUAAAAAACAUUGAUUGCUUAUCAAAUGGGAGUGUUCUCUGUCCUGUACAAGGGAAUCUCCUAGAAGGAUUUGUGCUAAGUUCUUUACGAGAUCAGAAAAGUACCAUGCCUGUGCCCACUUAGCACCUGAAGAUGUGUGGAUAAAAGUUUGGUGUUAGGGGUCAGGUUGAGUUUUUUCUUGAUAUUUUACUCUGGGUCUUGAAGUAUGAUUAUUUUCAGAACACAAGUUGGUUUCAUUCCACAUAAAAUUGUCGCACUGUCAUCUUGUAGCUAUAUUGAGCUUUAAAAAUGCAUACUGAACAAUUACGAGGGUUUAAGAAAAAAACCCUUUAAAAUAUUUGUA
Chinchilla lanigera (long-tailed chinchilla) is the source of this 1936-nucleotide messenger RNA. It is a transcript of the gene Ccsap, whose product is annotated as centriole, cilia and spindle-associated protein. The record is from RefSeq and is a predicted model, not a curated record. Gene Ontology annotation, cellular component: centriole; spindle; axon. Gene Ontology annotation, molecular function: microtubule binding. NCBI's taxonomy places the organism in Eukaryota, Metazoa, Chordata, Mammalia, Rodentia, Chinchillidae. Gene Ontology annotation, biological process: regulation of mitotic spindle assembly.